UAUUCUUUACAUAUUCAGGCGAAGACAUUUAACUUGUUGUCGAACGAAGAGCAAUAUUUUAUAUUCGUUGAUCCAAGCUCUUAUCUUCUGCCUUUCUCUGAUGCAACUAAUAUGUUUAACCUCCGUCUUUUCUCCAUACGUUGUCACCUUUUAGCAUUUCGCUACAUUCGUCCAGAAGGAAAGGUGGGGAGUGCCAUGGAUGCUGCCUAUAUGGAUGCAGGGAGAAUAACAACAGUGGGCUUAAGUUCCUAUAUAUCUGAUCAAACAGAGGUCACCAACGAAUUUUCAGGAGCAAGGUUUAUAAAAGCUUUAAAAUCCGUAAAGUUAGAAAGAGGUAAAACUGGCAAAAUACAUUUUAAUGCCACUGGGCAGAGGAUAGGAUACAAAUUAGAUCUUUACAGACAUGGCGGCGAGAAAAUGUAUCAAAGGAUCGCGGAAUGGGGUUUGAAUGGUACCGACGCAGCUGAGCGACUAAAUCAAACUGUACCAGAUGAUGGGGCAUUAAUAAAAGCCAAGUUUGAUAUAUUUCCAGAAACCGUGUAUGUGGUGGUAGUUAUUGAAAAACCCUUUGUAAUGAAGAAGGCGUCAGUUAAUGGAGAUAAAUUUGAAGGCUUUACCGUUGAUCUACUGGAGAGCUUGAGUAAAUCUUUAAAAUUUAACUAUAAGAUAUAUGUCAGCCCUAACCAAUAUGGCGUUAGGAAAGAUGACGGUACAUGGGAUGGCAUGGUCGGAGAAAUUAAAAAUGGGAACGCAACAUUAGCUAUGGGUGCAAUAUCGAUUACGUCAAAAAGAGAAAUUGCUAUAGAUUUCAGUCUUGGUAUUUUGACUACUGGAGUGAACAUCUUAAUAUCCAGGCCUGAUGAUCAUUACACUAUCUUCCAGUUCCUUAAGCCUUUUUCUCUUGAACUUUGGAUGACAAUUCUUGGCUCUUUUGUUGUUGUCUCCAUGGUGUACUUCCUGUUGGACUAUAAACGACCGUCGACGAAGUUUACUGCAAGGGAGACUCUUUGGUUUUCAAUGGGAACACUCUUAAAGCGAGGAACAGACUUCUCUCCAGAACCAAUAUCUCAACGCAUACUCACUUCAGGAUUUAGUUUCUUUGUGCUUAUCACCGUGGCAACUUACACCGCUAACAUGGCGGCCUUCUUGACGACAAAAGAUUUUGGAAAGACAGUCGAUUCUUUUGAAUCACUGGCAGAUAACGAUGACAUUAGCUGCGGAACCGUCAAGAACUCAGCAACAAAACAUUUUCUCCAAAUGGGGACGAAACCUGUUUUUAAGCGAUUGUGGAACAAAAUGAUAUAUUCUGAUGGUCUUGUUGCCAAUUCGUCUGAAGGAGAAAAGAAAGUGGCCAGUGGUAAUUACGCUUUUGUAUUUGAUCAUCUUAUUAAUUCGUACGCAGAAGGAGAAUAUUGUAAUAUGAAGGUCGUGGCCACGCCCAUUUUAAUGCAAGAACACGGGAUUGGUAUGAAAGAAGGGGCUCUCUUCAAAACCAGUAUCAAUAUUGAAUUGUUGAAAUUAAAGGAGAAUGGCCAGAUACAAGACUGGAAGAAAAAGUGGUGGGAGGAUAAAAGGAAAUGCGACAAAGAUGGUAGGAACAAGAAGAAGCCACGGGGUCAGUUUGGGGUUGCACACAUGGCCGGUGUGUUUAUUUUUGCGUUGUUUGGAAUGGCUUGCGGAGUUGCCUUCUUUUUGUUUAAAAAAUUCUAUCUGUUAGCCAAACCAAUAUCUGUGGGUACAAAAGAAGAAAACAAGGAAGGGGAAGACGAAAAUGGAGAAGGGGAAGAGGAAAGGGGGGGAAAGGAAGCAGAAGACGUAAGAAUAGAUGAUGCAUUCGAUGAAUCCCCUGGUCCAUCUAUAAAAUAUGAACAAGAGACCACAGUAUCUGAGUAACUUAAAUUAUUACUGAAAGUGAUCCAUGAUGUUUCAAAAUCUGGGUAAUAAUGUGGAUGGUAAUCUAUUCCUGUCAUAUAGGAGAUACUCCAACCUGUGGGAAAAAAUCCGAAACAAAUGAUUAUUGCUUUUUUGUAAGAAGGUAUGUACAUAGUACUCCAAGAAAAUAUUCACUGCAAUCCACCUGGGCCAAUUUGUUUUAUUUAAGUUAUCCUCAUUCUGAUUAAAUACAUUAUCAAAUUGUAAGUAACCAAUACACUCAAUACCAUAAUUUUAAAUAUAUUUAAUACAUAUUAUUAGCACAAACAUUAAGAUUUCCCAUACUCGUCUUAUGACUAACAGCUUGGGGUUAAAUGUUAAAAAUGUUUGAGAUUCCAUUAUGGAGAAGACCAUGGUCUCAAAUGUUAAGGGAAUGAUUCGUGAAUGUCGCGAUGAUGGAUUUCUUGGUUCUGAUACGGGUGGUUGAAUUUGUAAUAGAGAUGAUGAUUGGUGUGGGUUGGUUUCCUAUAAACUGAAGUUGUUUUUUCGGACAAGACAUCUAGAAAGGGAAGACUGUUGUCUCUUUCUGUUCCCAUGGUGAACUUAUUUCAUUAUGCUGUCUAAUAAACAGUAGGGUCGUAAGCAUAUUGACAACACCGUAGCAGACGAGCUUUCAUUGAUGUUUUUAACAAUGUCUUCGGCUGUUUUGUAGUAGAGCACACAUUUAACAUGCCUUGGGUGCGUUUUGAUGGUGGCAGACGGGUUGAGGUGUUUCGGGUUGGAAUCUUUUGUUACCCGUUGAUCGAUCUUGAAGAGGGUUGCCAGUGCUGACCUAGUCAGGUGUAUUUAUUAAUAGUGUAUUACAACUGCCUUCUCUUUGUCCGCAGGUACUGUGGUGAUGGUACUUUUCUCCGAGUGUUUCAUGUUUUCUGUUGGUGUGGUUGUUAGAUUGUUUUGGAGAUUUGGGGAUGAUAUUGCAGAUUUCGUGAGAGGCUUCAUGCUUUUUAGGUUUGGUUUUGGGUAAAAACUUGAGUUCGUGUGAUAGUGGAGAGUUCGGGUUACCUGUGAGGAGGGUACGUUGGCUAAAAUUGAUAACAGUUUUGGUAAAAUUCAUUCUGAAAAGAUUUUAGUAGGUGUUUGGUUGUUUAGUUGAUCUUAUCGGUUUGGAUGUAUAGUUUGGGUAUUGGCAUCGAUCUGUUGCGAAGAAUUUUAUAUGUGGAGGCGAGCUGGCGAUGCUGAACUUCAGAUAAUCUGAACAUACACUGUUUUUCUUUCCUUAAUAAUAACGACGAGAGAAUCCUCUUUGAAACGUCGCCAGAUUUAUAUAAUUGUGUCAUGUGACAUGUUUGAAAUGUUCUGUAUGGGGUAAUUCAAGGGGCAGUUAGAAAGACUGGUAUACGUCCUCUUCUGGAUCAGAAUUGGAUUCUUCUUUCCAGGGUUCAUGAUCAGAAUCCUUAAGAUCACCAAGAGAUGCAGAGGCAAUAUCACGUCACGUUCGUGCUCGAGAUAAAGAGCUAUAGUGAGCGCGGUGAGAAAAUUAUUGUUGGGAAAGGUCCGACUUAAAGUUUGUACGCUCCGUAUGGCAGUGCUACUUCACCACUGAAAAUGCUUGGGCCGUUUAUGAUUCGUUGGGAUAUGUUAAUGGUUUUCAGAUACAUUUUGUACGUUAUUCAUGUUGUAAUGUACAUUGGCUGUUUGGGUAGAGCAAUUUGAUUUCUGGAUGGGGUACCCUGCCACUGAAAAAGUCUGGCCACUGUCAUUCUUAUGCUAAGCAUGUCACGCAGUCAGUAAACGGGUCCAUCUGUCUUUGGUGUGGGGCAAUUCGGAACGUUUGUAGGUUUACCCAAGAAUACCGAAUGUAAUAGAAGUAUUAUGUUAGUAUUUCACACCAAUGAGGUAGUAUUUGGUAGGGUUUGGUUAGUAUUGGCUGGUGUUGUGUAGUAUUUGGCAAAUCGUCAUGCCUGGCGGUAAAUCCGUACCUCUGAAAAUCUCUGGCGGUGGUCAUUCUUGAUAGAUGGGAAUAUGCUGAACAUUUCCUGUGGUUAUUAAAUGAGUUAGUGGGUGGAUUGGGGUAAUUAGGGACACCUGGCUAGUUUACCCCACCACUGAAAAUAUCUAGCAGUUGUCACUGUGAAAUGUUGAACACUGUGCAACAAAUUCCACGCAGUAAGUAAAUGCGUUGAUUUAGCUUAGUUUUUAGGGGUGGGGCAAUCAUGGACGUCGUGACAUUUAAACUUUCUUAACAUGGGAAUUUACCCAGAUCUGACGAUAAUGAUUUUGUCGAUGGUUUAAUAGCGGGAAAACAUUGUGAUGCACAUAUAUAUUCCCAGCAUGCCGAAAAAUGUGACCAGAAAUGAGAAAAAAUUCUACAAAGGUCAACUUUAGAUGAUGGAUGGAUACGAAAACCAGAAGGCCUGUAACGUUUUUGCCCAAAGUCGAUUUUAAUUUGAUUUUUUCAUAAAAAGCAAGAAUCACUUGUUUCGGAAUUUUUUUCACAGCUCACGUAAAUCCGAAGUUCUCCUACCAGCCUAAUACCAAACUGUUUGAGAAACUAUUUUAAUUGCAGGUGAACCUUUUGAUUAUAUUGUCAUACCGUAUAAAUAUUACUAUAGUAAAUUAAUAGCCAUUGUCAUUGUUUUUUCAUGAAGAUUGUUAUACGUAUAUGAAGUGUAGAUAAUGCUUAAAAUCUUAUGCGGUUUUUUUUCAUACUUUAUCUUCAAAAUUAGUUAUGCAUAAAUACAUAAUAUAUGUAGCAUGGAUUUAAGGUUAAUAUAUAUAUAUACUGGCAAAAAUCACCAGUAUUGUUGUAAACCAUUAAAACCAUAAACGAAUAAACAUAAAGCCAACACGACAUUUUAAAGGAAGACUAUUGUAAUUCCUCGGCCGGUAAGGCUUAAGUAAAUUCGUGACAUGAAAUAUUGAAACCUUGCGCGAAAAUUUUGUCACUUCCUUUGACCCCCAUUAAAUGUUUUUUUUAUCAGAUGUUAGGCUCUUUGUGAUUAAGGAUUAAGAUCAACGGAAUGUUAAGAAUGUGUUUUAGGCCAAGAAAUGUCAUGGAUUUAAUGUAUUUAUUCGAAAAGACUUUCUAUUAUAAAUGAAAAUGAAAUGAAAUGGGGUUUAACGUCCUACUGUUCUGCUCCUAACCUGGGCUAAUGAAGACGGGCAUACGCCAUACAGUAUGCUAUGAGGGAAAUUUUGCCCGGGCGGCGGCGCUACGGCCUUCUCUUAUAUCGAAUUCCAACUGCCAAGGGAUCUUUUACGUGCACACCAAUGUGUACACGGGAUCUCGGUUUUUCGUCCCGUCCGAACGACUAGACAGCUGUCCUUGUCAGGCCCUCCAUCCUGCAUCACUGACAAGGGGAAACCACACCGGAAAAUCUGAAUGAACUUUCUCGGCCAAU
This is a messenger RNA of Patella vulgata (common limpet), 5273 nucleotides long. Its product is annotated as glutamate receptor ionotropic, kainate 4. Gene Ontology annotation, cellular component: postsynaptic membrane; plasma membrane. The transcript is spliced from 7 exons. Gene Ontology annotation, biological process: modulation of chemical synaptic transmission; synaptic transmission, glutamatergic. The record is from RefSeq and is a predicted model, not a curated record. Lineage: Eukaryota; Metazoa; Mollusca; Gastropoda; Patellidae. Gene Ontology annotation, molecular function: glutamate-gated receptor activity; transmitter-gated monoatomic ion channel activity involved in regulation of postsynaptic membrane potential. Bases 112 to 1893 code for a protein of 593 amino acids.